UUGUUUGGAAAGAAGGCCAUUUGGGUCAUAUUUCAGUAGGCAAUCCCUUUUACUGCAAUAUAGGCAAUUUCUAUGCAGCCAUAUGAGAGAUCAGGGGAGACUUCGCUAAGGGUCGGCUCAGGACCUUUGCUUGUCCAACACAGUGCAUUCUCAACUUGAGUACACGUGCUUUCUUUCCUCUUUCCUUUACCUCUUUUUAUCUUUACUUCCAUGCAUGGAAUUCUUCUCCUAAAUAUAGUGAACUUGUAGUUGUGGGGGGAGAGAGAGAAAGAAACAAAGAAAUAGUCACUUGCUUUCUGUCUCUCUCUCUUGGUAUUUCUUCUUUGGCUUUGUUCAUUGCCAUCAUUUGCAACAAAGGCAACAGACCCACAAGCUCUCCCAAUUUGAUCUUCUUUUUUUUUUUUUCUCUUGAAAAUUUCAACUGCACAAGAAGUUAAAUAAGCUAGUAGAUAUUCACUUCUAGGCCUCUGUUUUUGUUCAUCUCCCUCUUUUCUCUACAUCUAGGUCUUUUUCUUGCUCCAAAGUUCUCUGAUAUCUGAGAUAGAUUCUUGUCGAAUCACCUCAGGAAUAUGAACUGACUUAAUUUACUCUCAAGAUUUGAACUUUCAUCUUGUUUUUCUGAUUUGGGUCUCCAACUAAUUGUCUUCUUACUGGGGGAUCCUCUCUUUCAUUACCAUUUUGGCCUCCAGUUUUAGUGUAAUUGAAGCAUUGUUUCAAGUUCUUUGAUCAGAUUUGAAGUUUCCAUUUACUUGUACGAUUUGUUUCUCUUCUUUCUUCAAUUUCGGUGAUUCAAAUUCAUGGAAGAAGACCAACAAUUCAAACAUGUGUGCAAGUUCUGCUGCAAGAGCUUCUCUUGUGGUAGAUCCUUGGGUGGUCACAUGAGGUCUCACAUGAUUAAUGAUAUUACAGCUCAAGCUGAUGGUACUAAGCUCACCAAGAAAAAGCUCCCAUCUCUCCCCAGCAAUAAUGGAGCUAAUAACAAUACAACUAGCAGCGAAACUACCGGUUAUGGUCUCAGAGAAAAUCCAAAGAAGACUUGGAGACUUGCAAAUCAUUCAAGUGAAGAUACUUCACUCCUUGACAAAUCCUGCAAAGAGUGUGGCAAAGUAUUCCAAUCUUGGAAAGCUUUGUUUGGUCACAUGAAAUAUCACUCGCUAGAGAAAGAAAAAGUGCCCAACAAUAACAGCCUGGAGGAGCAGCAAGAUUCUUGGACCAGUGCUAAUAACCAAAAGCUGGUCAUGGACAGCCAAUCUGACAAUGAAACUGCUGCUCCUAGUCGAAGAAAGAGAUCAAAAAGGAGAAUAAGGUACAUGGGUGCUGCAAAUUCUUCUUCUCUGUCUUUUGCUAAUAAUGCUUCCUCCUCUGUUUCUGAAAUUGAUCAAGAACAAGAAGAGGUUGCUAUGUGCUUGAUGAUGCUUUCUAGGGAUGUUGGUCUGUGGGAUGGCUUGAAUUCUGUUGCUGAGUCCUCCGAUAACAAUUCUGUGUUUCUUGAAACUAAUUUGGGUAGUUCAAAAACUGAAAAUAAGCCUUCUAUUUGUGUUGGUACUGAGACUGUGAAAGUGAAAAAACUUGGUGAGAAGUUGGAGAUUGACGAAUUUGAGGAUUAUGAUGAUUUCAAAGUUGAAAACAGAAAAUCAGAAUUCUCUGCUUCAAGGAUUUCAAGAAAAAGGUUUACCAAGAAUGAUAAAGCCAAGAAGUCUGAGCUAGAUGAUGAAUGUGAAGCUGAAAAUUCUGGAGUUAAAUUGGGCAAGAAUUUGACCAAGGAAACUGGUUUGGAUCAAGCUAAAAUGGUUCCUAGCAAGUGCAGUUCUAGCAAGAGAAAGUUCAGCGACUCUUUUGAUCCUGAAUUGAUGUCAGAUUACUUGAAAAAGCUGACAACCGAUGCCUCAGAUUCUGAAGUUUGCAAGACCUCUGAUAGAAGCAGCAGAUUUGAGUGUACUACCUGUAGCAAGGUGUUCCACUCUUACCAAGCUUUAGGAGGCCAUAGAGCUAGCCACAAAAAGACUAAAGGUUGCUUUGCUUCAAGAAUUGACAGCAGUGAAAACAGCAUUGAAACUGAACUACCUCCUGUCCCAACAGGAGAUAGUAAGCUCAUCAAAUCCAUCAAAAAUGAGAUUUCUGCUGAUCACUUGGCCCUAGAUUGUGACAACAAAGCUGAGACAAGUUAUAGAGCAAAGAACAGUAAAGGACAUGAGUGCCCUGUUUGUCUCAAGGUGUUCCCAUCAGGCCAAGCAUUGGGUGGUCACAAGAGGUCUCACUUAGUGGGAGGUACUAAGGCUAAAAACAACCAAACCAUUGCAACUCAAGAACCAAUUCCAUCCGUUAGAGACUUCCCUGAUCUUAAUCUUCCUGCUCCUGUUGAAGAAGAGAACAAUGGGCUUGUGGGGUUUAAUCCAUGGUGGAUUGGAAGCAACCACAAGCAUGAACCCCUUGUAGGUUUGAUCUCUAAUUGAGUUCUCUAAUCUAGGCUAUGCAUGGUUAAUUUUCAAUAAAAAGGGAUUCAAGAGUGUACAGAUUCAUUUAUUCUUUUAAAGAUUCAGAAAGAAAUUAGCCAAGGUGUUGCUCUUAGUAGCCUUUUACUUGCGCCUACUUCACAUUCCAAUCCCACAAAAUCAAAUGUUAAACCCUCUUUUUCUUCA
Hevea brasiliensis (rubber tree) is the source of this 2639-nucleotide messenger RNA. RefSeq names its product zinc finger protein ZAT9-like. Lineage: Eukaryota; Viridiplantae; Streptophyta; Magnoliopsida; Malpighiales; Euphorbiaceae. The record is from RefSeq and is a predicted model, not a curated record. The transcript has a single exon. Bases 798 to 2453 code for a protein of 551 amino acids.